GGUGAUGCUGCACCUGAAAAGCGCAUCAAAGGCAACGAAUCUACGUGUGUUGCCUUUAGCACAGGCCCAACCUCCAAAUCCAGCGCUAUUAGUAUCUCUGCUUCAGUGGCUGCCUUAUCUGGUAAAUACAUUGAUAGAGCCGCGCAGAGACGUGCUCGCGAACGUAGCAUUGCUACAGCCUCUGCUGCGAUGGCUGCAGCUCAGACUACCGCUACUUUGGCUAGUCUAGGCCUGGCAAACCCCGAAGAGGUGGCUGCAGCGGCUGCUGCUGCGGCACUGGCAUCUUCAGCCACGGGAGGAGCGGUUGGGUAA
Molecule: messenger RNA, 312 nt
Organism: Protopolystoma xenopodis
Lineage: Eukaryota; Metazoa; Platyhelminthes; Monogenea; Polystomatidea; Polystomatidae
Source: the annotation of a GenBank genome assembly